This is a messenger RNA of Diachasma alloeum, 2333 nucleotides long. RefSeq names its product ATP-binding cassette sub-family E member 1 (gene pix). Lineage: Eukaryota; Metazoa; Arthropoda; Insecta; Hymenoptera; Braconidae. Gene Ontology annotation, molecular function: ATP hydrolysis activity; ATP binding; ribosomal small subunit binding. Gene Ontology annotation, biological process: ribosomal subunit export from nucleus; translational initiation; translational termination. The transcript has 4 exons. The coding region runs from base 118 to 1944 and encodes 608 amino acids. The record is from RefSeq and is a predicted model, not a curated record.
CGUUCUCUUCCUCAUCCCUUUCCCCUCUCGGUGUGCCACCGAGAGCCAACAGUGCUAGAGUUCACCUCCACGUUUCGUCACUUGACAGUGGAGGCCUAGCCCAGUAGAAGUGUCACGAUGCCGCCCAAAAGGUCAAUGGAGGAGACGGAUCGGUUGACGCGUAUCGCAAUCGUCAAUUCCGACAAGUGUAAACCAAAAAGAUGCAGACAGGAGUGCAAACGCUCGUGCCCAGUUGUUAGAAUGGGAAAACUCUGCAUUGAAGUCACUCCAAACAGCAAAAUAGCCUCCAUAUCCGAAGAAUUGUGCAUUGGAUGUGGUAUUUGUGUUAAGAAAUGUCCCUUCGAGGCGAUAUCGAUAAUAAACCUACCCAGCAACUUGGAGAAGGAGACAACCCACAGAUACUCCAAGAACUCCUUCAAGCUCCACCGCCUCCCCAUCCCUCGCCCCGGCGAGGUCCUAGGUCUAGUAGGCACCAACGGAAUUGGCAAAUCGACAGCUCUGAAAAUUCUCGCUGGUAAACAGAAGCCAAAUCUGGGUCGUUUCUCCGACCCCCCCGACUGGACCGAGAUUCUGAGCCACUUUCGAGGCUCCGAGCUCCAAAACUACUUCACAAAAAUCCUCGAGGACGACCUGAAAGCCCUCAUCAAGCCCCAGUACGUCGACCAAAUACCCAAGGCAGUGAAGGGAACAGUUCAGCAGCUUCUCGACAAAAAAGACGAGUGCGACAAGCAGCAGGAGAUCUGCAAAAUGCUAGACCUCACCCACAUUCGUGAUCGCGAGAUUCAGGCCCUGUCCGGGGGUGAACUCCAGCGAUUUGCCUGCGCAAUGGUGUGCAUUCAGGACGGCGACAUCUUCAUGUUCGACGAGCCCUCAUCCUACCUGGACGUCAAGCAACGUCUGAACGCUGCUGUGACGAUAAGAUCCCUGAUCCACCCUGACAAAUUCAUAAUCGUCGUUGAGCACGACUUGUCAGUCCUGGAUUACCUCUCAGACUUCAUCUGCUGUCUCUACGGUGUGCCUGGUGCAUAUGGAGUGGUCACUAUGCCCUUCUCAGUUCGGGAGGGCAUCAACAUCUUCCUGGAUGGCUUUGUGCCAACCGAGAAUCUUCGUUUCAGGGAGGAAUCUCUCGUCUUCAAAGUGUCUGAGAGCUGCACGGAGGAGGAGGUGAAACGAAUGAAUCAUUAUGAGUAUCCGGCAAUGACCAAGACCAUGGGAUCCUUCAGUCUCAAUGUGGAGAAGGGACAGUUCACUGAUUCCGAGAUACUUGUGCUGCUUGGGGAGAAUGGCACUGGCAAAACUACCUUCAUCAGAAUGCUCGCUGGUAAUCUGCCACCGGACGAGGGCUCUGGAAACAUUCCCAUGCUGCAUAUCAGCUACAAACCACAGAAGAUCAGCCCCAAGAGUCAAGGAAUUGUCAGGCAACUGCUGCACGAGAAGAUUCGUGAUGCCUAUGUUCAUCCUCAAUUCAUUACUGAUGUCAUGAAACCGUUGAAGAUCGAUGAUAUCAUGGAUCAGGAGGUGCAGAAUCUCUCCGGGGGAGAGUUGCAGAGGGUUGCUAUGGCACUUUGUCUCGGGAAACCUGCGGAUGUCUAUCUGAUUGACGAACCCUCGGCUUAUCUGGAUUCUGAACAACGUUUGGUAGCUGCCAAGGUUAUCAAACGGUUUAUUCUGCACGCGAAGAAGACUGGGUUUGUGGUCGAGCACGACUUCAUCAUGGCGACGUAUCUCGCGGAUAGGGUCAUUGUUUUCUCGGGGGAGCCAUCGUUGAAGACCACUGCACACACCCCUCAGUCGUUGCUGAAUGGGAUGAAUCGGUUCUUGGAACUGCUGGGGAUCACUUUCAGGCGGGAUCCUAAUAACUUCAGACCGAGGAUUAAUAAGAGCCAGUCGGUGAAGGAUUUGGAUCAAAAACGAGCCGGGCAGUACUUCUUCCUGGAGGAGUAAUGGGUGAAACAUUCGAGAACUUUGCAUUUUACCUCGGCGGUGCUGCAAAUCAAUCAAGUAAAAAACUCAUCAACUGCUGCCAACUUACAAUUGAUCGAAUGAGUAAAACGUCUAUGGAUAUAUACGAAUAAUGGAGAAGGAUGUGUAAUAAAAAUUGUCAAACAGGAUAAAUAACCUCAGUGAAUGAAUUCGAAUAAUUUUCAUCUGUGUUAUUAUUCAGGUUUGAGAUCGAUCCUCUAUUCUGAUUGAAAAUGUAAAUUUUUUUAGAAUAUUUUGUACGAAUAUUUUAACCAACACAGAUCGUUUAUUUCUCUCAAUAUCAUUGGCAGUUUCUCCAAGUUGGCUGUUAUACAUCUAUAACAAUAAAGUGAAAGAUUUCUCAUGGACAA